This is a messenger RNA of Kockovaella imperatae, 647 nucleotides long. RefSeq lists its product as hypothetical. Gene Ontology annotation, molecular function: structural constituent of ribosome. NCBI's taxonomy places the organism in Eukaryota, Fungi, Basidiomycota, Tremellomycetes, Tremellales, Cuniculitremaceae. Gene Ontology annotation, cellular component: mitochondrial large ribosomal subunit. Gene Ontology annotation, biological process: mitochondrial translation. The transcript has a single exon. The record is from RefSeq and is a predicted model, not a curated record. Bases 31 to 600 code for a protein of 189 amino acids.
CAAGCCAUAUCCUACAGCAUCGCGCUCACCAUGGCGGCCAUCGCCUCCUCUUCACGAUCUACAGCCUCUGGCAUUAUGCUUCGCUCCACCGCCGCAUCAUGCAGCACCUCGCCAGCAUCCCUGAUUCGAGCAUUUUCCUCCUCCUCACCUCUUGCCUAUGAUACAAAAUAUGUGAAUCCGUGGAAGAAGAAGGCUCAUCUCCGACCUCCUCCAUCCAUCCCACCGCCCUUACCAGCUUUGUUCAGACAGACUGUCUCAUUAUCUGAUGGAUCAGUAAUCUACACCAACACCACUGCGCCGUCGCCUCAGAUCAUUCGACUCACUCGAGACGUCACGAAUAAUCCUGUUUGGUCUCCUGGAAUUCGAGCCAGAGGAGCCGAGGAAGAUCAAGAAGGAGCCGUUGGACGAUUCAAGCGACGAUUCGAAGGUAUGGAUCUGGGUUCUUCCGAGUCACCUGCAACAUCGAAAGGCGGAGAGGGCGGAUCCGCCCAGGCUCAAUCGGACGAUGACUUGUCCUGGAUGUCAGAGGGAGGAAGGGAGGAGAAGGCUCCAAAGAUACCGGAGAAGAAGGUCACUACCACCAAGGGCAAGAAGAAGUAGAGGGCAGCUUGGAUGGUUGGUACGCUGGUCACUUUGCAUCACGGCUA